Molecule: messenger RNA, 6507 nt
Organism: Phyllostomus hastatus (greater spear-nosed bat)
Lineage: Eukaryota; Metazoa; Chordata; Mammalia; Chiroptera; Phyllostomidae
Gene: USP54
Product: ubiquitin specific peptidase 54
Exons: 22
Coding region: 823-5760 (1645 amino acids)
Biological process (GO): protein deubiquitination
Molecular function (GO): cysteine-type deubiquitinase activity
Source: RefSeq, a predicted model, not a curated record
GAGAGGUUCUUGUUGGUUGUUCUCGCCGUAGCAGAGGAAAGUGUCGCGAGAGCUGGUUGCCUUGGCUCCCUGUAGCUAUAGCAGCCGCGGCGGUUAAGAAUGCGGCGGCAGGAGGGCUCUCUGGCACAGCUGGCUAUUCAAGUCACAGAGGAAGAGAGGAGAAGAGACUUACUGAAGUUCUGGGUGGAAUGAUAGAAGAUGUUUGGAGCAUUAUAAAAAACAGCAGCAGCAACAGCAAAUAAUAUAAUUCAAACAAACUUCUUUUCUUUGUGGAAUCUAUGUCAGUGGCUUAGAACUUGAAUUUUUACUUCAGGGAAUAAUGGGACAAGGCAAUAAAAGGAGGCGAGGAGGGUUACAUUGGAUUCUUGCUUAUCUGUCUGCCUCUCCUUCCAGUUGGAAAAAUCUUCAAUCCACGAGAAGCGUUAUUAACAAGCCAAAGGAACACAUCCUACCUACCUUGAUCCUGGAUACAGUUGGAGUUGAGGAUUACAGCCACUUCACCAGGAUUUUUUGAAAGCAGUUCAAGAAAAAUAGAAGGAAAUAAUACUCAAGGAUAUCUCUGUUUGUAUUUGUCCUGUGCCAUUUUAAAUUUUGAGCAUUGUUUGGAGCAAGUUGAGGACAGCUCCGUCAUGUGGAUCUAAGAGGAUACCUGCAUUCCUUGAGCUACAUAUAUGAUGUUUGGAAGGUUGUAAACUCAAAAUCUUUCAACAUAUAUUAAUUAAAUUCUGGAUUCUCUUUCUAUUAAGGACUUCAGCAGACAGAAACUCCCUCUCCAAAAGAUACAAAAUCUCCUCUGUGUUUUCAGGCUAAAUGUAAACAAUAAUGUCUUGGAAGAAAAAUUAUUUUUCAGGGGGCCGUGGUAGUGUCCAAGGGAUGUUUGCACCUCGAAGCUCAACCUCUAUAGCCCCCAGCAAAGGCCUCAGCAAUGAGCCAGGACAGAACAGUUGCUUCCUCAAUAGUGCCUUGCAGGUUUUAUGGCACUUGGACAUCUUCCGACGUAGCUUCAGGCAGCUUACAACUCACAAGUGCAUGGGAGAUUCCUGCAUCUUUUGUGCUCUUAAGGGAAUCUUUAACCAGUUUCAGUGCAGUAGUGAAAAAGUGCUUCCAUCUGACACUCUCCGCAGUGCUCUGGCAAAGACUUUCCAGGAUGAACAGCGCUUCCAGCUGGGAAUUAUGGAUGAUGCUGCAGAGUGCUUUGAAAACCUGCUGAUGAGAAUUCACUUCCACAUUGCCGAUGAAACCAAAGAGGAUAUAUGUACUGCCAAGCACUGCAUCUCCCACCAGAAAUUUGCAAUGACGUUGUUUGAGCAGUGUGUGUGUACCAGCUGUGGCGCCACUUCUGAUCCACUGCCUUUCAUCCAGAUGGUGCAUUACAUCUCUACCACUUCCCUUUGCAAUCAGGCUAUUUGUAUGUUGGAAAGACGAGAAAAACCCUCACCAAGCAUGUUUGGUGAGCUGCUACAGAAUGCCAGUACCAUGGGGGAUCUCCGGAAUUGUCCGAGCAACUGUGGAGAGAGGAUUCGGAUUCGCCGUGUAUUGAUGAAUGCUCCACAGAUUAUUACAAUUGGACUGGUAUGGGACUCGGACCACUCAGACUUAGCAGAGGAUGUCAUUCAUAGCCUGGGUACCUGCCUUAAGUUGGGUGAUCUGUUUUUCAGAGUGACAGAUGACCGGGCCAAGCAGUCUGAACUGUACUUAGUAGGAAUGAUCUGUUACUAUGGCAAACAUUAUUCUACAUUCUUUUUCCAAACAAAGAUCCGCAAAUGGAUGUAUUUUGAUGAUGCUCAUGUCAAGGAGAUUGGGCCCAAAUGGAAGGAUGUGGUGACCAAAUGCAUCAAGGGGCAUUACCAGCCUUUGCUGCUGCUUUAUGCCGACCCCCAGGGUACCCCAGUGUCCACCCAGGACCUGCCUCCCCAAGUUGAAUUCCAGUCAUACAGCAGGAUGUGCUACGAUAGUGAAGAUUCUGGGAGGGAACCCUCCAUCUCAAGUGAUACUCGAACAGAUUCCUCAACGGAGAGCUGUCCCUACAAACACUCCCACCAUGAAUCUGUGGUCAGUCACUUCUCUUCUGAUUCUCAGGGGACAGUCAUCUAUAAUGUGGAGAAUGAUUCCACGUCUCAGAGCAGUCGGGACACAGGACACCUGACUGAUAGUGAAUGUAAUCAGAAACUGACAUCCAAGAAAGGGUCUCUGAUAGAGCGCAAGAGAAGCUCUGGCCGGGUUAGGAGGAAAGGCGAUGAGCCACAGGCCUCAGGGUACCACAGUGAAGGAGAAACACUGAAAGAGAAGCAGGCUCCUAGGAACACCUCUAAACCAUCCAGCAGUACCAACAGACUAAGAGAUUUUAAAGAGACAGUUAGUAAUAUGAUCCACAGCAGACCAUCCCUGGCUUCUCAGACCAACCUAGGAUCUCCUUUUGUGGGAAAAGGAGGAGACCAGGUGGACAAAAGACCUCCUAGAAACCUACCUUUACAGCCUCGUGAUUGGGAAAUAGAGAGCACUAGCAGUGAGUCAAAAUCCAGUUCUUCCAAGUAUCGUCCAACAUGGAGACCCAAACGGGAAUCUCUGAAUAUUGACAGUAUCUUUAGUAAGGACAAAAGGAAGCACUGUGGCUAUACGCAGCUAAGCCCAUUUUCUGAGGACUCAGCUAAAGAACUUACACCAGAUGAACUAAGCAAGCCACCUGCUUAUGACUUUAAAACUGGUGGGCCAACCCCUCAAUACAAGCCUUGGGUCCCAGCAAGGCCAGGCUCUCACGUUUUAGAGCAGCACCCUCGCCUCAUCCAGCGAAUGGAAUCUGGCUAUGAGAGCAGUGAAAGGAACAGCAGCAGCCCUGUCAGCCUGGAUGCAGCCCUGCCUGAGAGCUCGAGUGUCUGCAGGGAUCCAAGUGCUAAGAGAUCAGCUGUGUUAGCACCUUCCUGGCGUCACAUCCCAAAGUCUUACAGCAGUAGCAUCCUGGAGGCGGACUCCACAGCCUCCAGGAGUGGUUGGACAAAGAAUCAGCUCCUGUCAGGUGGGGAGAUAUCUUCCAAAAGUGAACUAGAUGAAUUGCAAGAAGAAGUGGCCAGGAGGGCCCAGGAACAGGAACUUCGAAAGAAACGGGAGAAGGAAUUAGAGGCAGCUAAAGGGUUUAACCCUCAUCCUAGCCGCUUUAUGGACUUGGAUGAACUGCAGAAUCAGGGGAGGAGUGACGGCUUUGAGAGGUCCCUGCAAGAGGCAGAUUCAGUAUUUGAAGAGUCGCUGCACCUGGAACAGAGGGGAGACUGUGCCGCAGCUUUGGCUCUCUGUAACGAAGCUAUCUCUAAACUAAGACUUGCCCUGCAUGGUGCCAGCUCUAGCACGCACAGCAGAGCCCUAGUCGAUAAGAAGUUGCAAAUCAGUAUUCGAAAAGCACGGAGCCUGCAGGAUCGCAUGCAGCAGCAGCAAUCAUCGCAGCAAACGUCGCAACCCUCAGCCUGCCUCCCCUCACAGGCAGGGGCCCUUCCUCAGCCAACAAGUGAACAGCCUAUCCCGCUCCAAGUAUUGUUAAGCCGGGAGGCACAACUGGAACCCUACACGAAUACAGAGUUUGGGGCCAGUUCUUUUGUCUACUCAUCUGCUUCCUGCCAUGAAUCACAGUCACCACUCUUUCCAGAGUCAUCUACCCUGUCUGCCCCACAGCAUAAUUCCCCCAGUAGGUCUGCCUCAAACCCUCUUACUUCAGUGGAGGUGGAUAGCAUUGACCCCUCUGUGUUGCACAGGCAGUGCUCACCUAAAACACCAGGGACAACUGAGAAGAACUCUCAUCAUGGUUGGGAACCAUUAGAUAUACCAGAGGGUAAGCUGCAAGGCUACAGGGCUGAUAACAGCAGCUGCAACAGGUUUCCCCCUCAAGAAGGAAGAGACAUUGAUCAAGAAGAGCUAUUCCAAGAAAAGAGGGAUCCUGUUGACUCAUCCCAGGUGAUAGCUUGGUCACACCCAACUGGAAUAGCCACCAAUGAGAAAGAUGAUGCACACCGCCUAGCCUGUAGUCUUGUAAGUUCAUCAGCUCAGCCCAACCUUCCCCUUUACAAAGCCUGCCACCCUGUAAUGCCUGCUGCUUUUUCAUCUGUGUUUCGCUCUCCUGAUACUGUGCAGAAAACUAACCAAUGCCUCCAAGCCAAAAGCCUCAAAGCUUUGUUGACUUCAAAAGUGAAUGGAGGCAGUGAGGAACUCUGUACGCCAGAAUUUUCAGGCACUAAGGGGCUUGUCCGCUCUCUGGCAGAACAGUUCCAGAGGAUGCAAGGUGCCACCACAAAAGAUGGUACUGGUUCCCAGGACAGAAGUUUUCCAAAUAGUCGAAGGAAGAACUCUUCCCCUUCUGACUCUAAGCCUCCUUUCCCACAGGGUCAAGGGAAAGGCCAUUGGCCUUGGGCAAAACAGCAGCCCUCUAUGAAUAGUAGGGACAGACUGCCUUCCCGGGAAGAGCCUUUUGAUCAUCCUCCUCUUACCAUGAACUCUGGGCUGCCCAGUGGUGAGACUGCUUGGGGAGGACAGCCCAGGUUGGCAGAGCCAGAUACGUACCAAAAAAAGCCAUCACAAGUAAGAGAUGCUAGGCCUAAGGAGUUGGGCAGCAAUGUUGACUUGGGAACUUCCUUGCCUUUGGAUUCCUGGGUGAAUGUCACAAGACUCGGUGACUCUCAGCUUACACAUGGGGUCCCUGAGCCAGAAAUAAAGUCCUCCCCUCCAAAUUCCUAUACCUGUGCAGCCUAUCCAGACAGAAACCACAUUCUUUUGCAUCCACAUUGGAACCAGGACACAGAGCAGGAGACCUCAGAAUUGGAGUCUCUCUACCAGGCCAGUCUUCAGGCUUCUCAAACUGGCUGUUCUGGAUGGGAGCAGCAGGAUGUGGCCUGGUACCCACUUAGCCAAACAGGCUCUGCAGAUGGCAUUGGAAGGAGGUUGCACUCAGCCCCUGGCCUUGGUCUCUCAAAGACCCCAGCAGCAGAAACGGAGCACAGUCUCCAUGAAGCCAACACAGUGCCUGCUUCUCAGGAUUCAUCAAACACGAGGAAAAAGGCUUUGGAAACCAAGCACCGUUGUUCCAGCUCCUCUUCCCUCCCUGUCAUCCAUGACCCUCCUGUGUUUCUCCUUGGUCCCCAACUCUACCCACCCCAACCACAGUUCCUGUCCCCAGAUGUCUUGAUGCCCAGCAUGGCAGGGGAGCCCCAUAGACCCCCAGGAACUUCAAGGAGUGCCCAGCAGUUUCUGGUUAUGUGUGACAGGGGUGAAACUUCCCAAGGGGUCAAGUACGCAGGAUCGACUUGGAACUAUCGGAGUCUCCCCCAUUGUUCCAGAACAGAUGCCUCUUGGGGACCAUGGUCAGAGGCCAACCAGCAUAUUGGGGCUAGAUUCCUGACUACUCCAGGGUGCAAGACUCAGCUAAUCCAUUCUGCCACACUACCAGAAAGACACCAGGGCCUUCAUGUUCCUCAUGAUCAGUCCUGGGGGGGUCUUCUCCAUUCACCCUCCCAUCCUCCCAUUGUUCACCCUGUGUCUCUAUCAUCAAACAGUCUUCAUGUACCCCUGAGGUCAGCUUGGAAUUCGGGUCCUGUUCCAGGGUCUCGAGCCCCUGGUCCUCGAAGAGUAGAUAUGCCCCCAGAUGAUGACUGGAGGCAAAGCAGUUAUGCCCCACAAUCUGGGCACAGGAGGAUAGGGGGACAAGAGUUUCUGUUUGUUCUAGCAGAUGCCCCUGGAAGAAAGCAGAUCAGGGCUAGAGCCCUGCAGCACAGUAGGUGGUAAGGGCCACCCCUUUCCUCUCCUGGAGCCACAGCUUUCUCUGUUAAACUGUAUGGUGGCAGAGUUCAUACCUUACAUCCCUGCCAGGGUUGUGCUAGUCUCAUCUCAUCAUAGAGUGGGCAGUUUCUCCUAGGGAUGCCAGGAACCUCUAAUGUGAUGUGGCUGUUUGAGAAGGAAUAUUGGAAAUUCCAAUUUCCAUUCACCUAGCAAAGAGAAGUAGCUGCUAUUUAGGCCUUUAUUUGAGCCACUUUAAAGAUGAAUCCAUAUUACUGUGGACAUUAGCCAUUCCUUAGGUCACCAUUCUAUUCCUGGAUACUUUAUGUCCCUACUUGUACUUGAGCCCUCAUCCUCUGUUCCUCUACUGUCUUACCAACUUCUAUUCUUUGUUUUAUCCACCUAUCCCUAUUACCUGUCUGUCUUCCCCAUUCCCCAUUCUUGGAGGGACAUGUAGCCCUAUGGUCACUGUCCUGACCACAGGGCAGUCCUCCUACCCAGGUAUGAUAGACUGUCAGCCUUCCCUGUGCCCCCAAAACUUAGGCCUAGAAUGUGGAGCUUCCAACAUAACAUUUGCCCUCUGAACAAAUGGAGUCAGGCACACUAAUACCCUUCUGUCUCAGCAGCAGAGUCAUUACUGCCACUUGCUCAUUCGCUGUUGUAAACCCUCAGAGUCAGCUGAACUAUUUUAGGGCCAAACAUACUGUUUUUGUAAAGUAUUUUUCAUUAAUAAAUCUAUAAGAUAGUUCUAUUUAA